Molecule: messenger RNA, 240 nt
Organism: Penicillium chermesinum
Lineage: Eukaryota; Fungi; Ascomycota; Eurotiomycetes; Eurotiales; Aspergillaceae
Exons: 1
Coding region: 1-240 (79 amino acids)
Source: RefSeq, a predicted model, not a curated record
AUGGUCUCUGCCCUGGCCCCAUUCCAAUUUUCAGGCGUCCUCUUCCUCCAGAAAAAGGGAUUCCUGCUUGUGCGCACACCUGACCUCAAACCAGGCCCGAAAGGAAAAGAGGUGCGAGAGAGGGCGCUUAAGUGGCUACGUAAGAAGGCCGAAUACGAUUUGGGGAGUACGAAGGCGGGGCGCGCGCACUGGGGCGGCGGGAAGCAGACCACACACAUGGCCCCGGGGGAACCUAUCUAA